AUGGUCAUCGACUUCUGUAAACGCCAAAACUUGCCGAUUUUCAACAGCAAGGAGAUCAAUGAGCUGUUCGGCAACAGCCCCAUCGUUCUCCUAGGCAAAGGAGCUUACGGGACUUGCUACCUUGUGAAGGAUAAAGAGUUGUCGGGGAGCUUGUCUGACACUACCAAGCUGAAGGUCAUUUACUCCUUCGCGUUGGCGGUCCGGAACAUUAUCAGCGGCGGGUACGUCCACAACGACCUCCACUCCAGCAAUAUCUGCAUGAAAUUCGAAGAUGACGAACCCGUCGUCACGAUCAUUGACUUCGGCAUCGCAACGAAGAUCGGAGAAUACAUGUGCUAUGAGGAAGUUCCGGGCAUUGGGCUGCACUUAGCGCCGGAGCUUUACGAGGGCUGUGGGCAGGGCGAAACAACAGAAGUAUUCUCCGUUGCCGUGUUCAUCGAAGACGUGUAUCCGACGUCCGUGCCCGACCUUCUGAAGGCGUGGGUAACGGGGGCCAAGAGCAAGUGCCCCGAGGAAAGGCCGACCAUCAACGACCUCAUCGAAAUCCUGAUGCGCGUCCUCGAGGACUGA
Messenger RNA from Penaeus indicus, 570 nucleotides. RefSeq names its product myosin light chain kinase A-like. Gene Ontology annotation, molecular function: protein kinase activity; ATP binding. Gene Ontology annotation, biological process: protein phosphorylation. The transcript has 2 exons. The coding region runs from base 1 to 570 and encodes 189 amino acids. Lineage: Eukaryota; Metazoa; Arthropoda; Malacostraca; Decapoda; Penaeidae. The record is from RefSeq and is a predicted model, not a curated record.